GCCGCAGGCUCCGUCGGGCCGGACUGCCGGAGCAGCCCCGAAGUUUGCGGGGCGGCCGGCGCGGGGCCAUGUGGCUGCUGUGGCUGCUGCUGGGCUCGGCGGACAGCCAACUGUUGCCUGGGAAUAACUUCACGAAUGAAUGCAACAUUCCUGGAAACUUCAUGUGCAGUAAUGGACGCUGUAUCCCAGGGUCCUGGCAUUGUGAUGGGCUGUCAGAUUGCUUUGAUAACAGUGAUGAGAAGGAAUGCCCAAAAGCCAAAUCCAAAUGUGGUGCCACGUUCUUCCCCUGUGCCAGUGGGAUCCACUGCAUCAUUGGCCGCUUCCGCUGCAACGGCUUCGAGGACUGUCCCGACGGCAGCGAUGAGGAGAACUGCACAGCAAAUCCCUUGCUUUGCUCGACUGCCCGAUUCCACUGUAGAAAUGGUCUUUGCAUUGACAAAAGCUUUGUGUGCGACAGUCAAAAUAACUGCCAAGACAACAGCGAUGAAGAAAGCUGUGAAAGUCCUCAAGAGGCAGGGAGCGGCCAAGAUUACGUGACCUCUGAAAAUCAACUGCUUUACUACCCAAGCAUCACCUACGCCAUCAUUGGCAGCUCUGUCAUUUUCGUCCUCGUGGUGGCCUUCCUUGCCUUGGUGCUGCACCACCAGCGCAAGCGCAACAACCUGAUGACGCUGCCGGUGCAUCGCCUGCAGCACCCCGUGCUGCUGUCCCGCCUCGUGGUCCUCGACCACCCGCACCACUGCAGCGUCACCUACAACGUCAACAACGGCAUCCAGUACAUGGCCAGCCAACCCUACCACAGGCCAGUGGACCUGGACUCCCCUCCAUCCUAUUCAGAGGCUGUGCUCGACCAAAGCAGACCACCUUGGUUUGACCUUCCUCCACCACCUUAUUGUUCUGAAUCUGAGUCCCCUAACCAGCCAGACCUUCCUCCUUACCGCUCUCGGUCGGGAAGCUUGGCCAGCACAGACACCCCCAUGGCAGAAAGUCCUGUGGGCACAUCCGACAGCUGGACGAGAGGCGUCCAUGGCAGCAUGGAUGGGCACAGAACUCUUCUGGAGAGGACAGUGGAUCAGAGUGAUCCUCUGAUCAGCCACACUGCUGAAAGAGAGGUCUAACUGCUCUAGUAGUUGGGAUGGCCAAGGCAUUUCCUGUGUCUGUGUGGGUUAAGCUGCUGUGGCUGGUAGGUUUCAGGGAGACAUGUGCCUGAAUGGUGACUUGCUUUGAGUUCACGCUGAGUAAAUAUUUCAGUUCAGCAUUUUGGGCUCAACAAAAGCAGAGCAAGGAGAGCUAAACCUAGAGUCACAUCAGCUCUCCACAGUAUUUCUGUGAGCAAGUUCUGGUUCAGACAAGCAAGAAAAACAUCAGUGCUUUGUCAAAAGAACUGAUGUGAUGUAUUUAUUGGACUGCUUACUGUAUAUGAAUGUAUAUAUGUGUGUAUAUAAUAUUUACAGAAGUUGCACAUGAGAACUCUGCAAGGAGGACCCUUGGUUUUCAGACUGCCUUCCAUCCUGCCGACGUGGGAGCUGUUUCUUCUUUUUUUCUUGCUGUCUGGUGCCAACUGGUGGUCACUGAAGCAUAUGAGAAACAGUCGUCUGCUUGGAGGUCUGGUGCCCAAUGCCAACCACCUGGCAGUGCCCAAGUGGCAGAAAAUCUCCUACUUGACCCAUCUCUGCGUGGCCUGUGAAGGAGGUUUAAACUUGUGAUGAUGCAACAACUCUAGCUAAGCAAGGGUUUUUUUCCCAGAUGCCAGUAUCUAGGGCAAAUUUGCAUGGGUUGUCUAAGCAGCACCACAAAGGUUGGCUUAUCUGUCAAAUGUCAGGGCUGAGUACAGAGGCACUGAAGAGUCUCAAAACAAGAGCAAGACUUCUUUUCCUGUGAGGCAUAACAUUAUUCCAUGUGUUCUCUCUUAAAAAAAAACCCACAACUAAACAACAAAACAAAUUGUUCCAGCAAAAUCUUCAACACCAAAGCUGGUGUGAGGCAAACACCCAGAGCAGAAAGCUUUAAUGUCAGUGAGUAGUUUGUUAUAUUUGUAAAAUACCUGAAAGGAGGUCAUGCAGUGAAAGGUGUUGGGCUUGGCUUCCCAUCUACAGCAUGUCUGUGUACAUGCAUGGAUACACAUGUGUAAUACUGUUUGUAGGUAUGUACAGAGUUUAUCACCUGGGUUUAGUUCUGCUACGCCGCAAGAACUCUAAACCGUCAAAGUUUUGGUUUUGAUAAACUCAUUGGUUUUAACAGAGUUUGCAUUAUUCACAUUCAUUUGGUUGAAAUUCUAACUUCUGCAGAAAACCAGAAUCAUUUAUGUUCUGUUCUGUCUUAAGUCUUGUAAUGGUCCAAUUGUGUUUCAAUGCACCUUGUUGAAUCAUCCUGUGAAAGCACCUCUGAGGUAAAGGUAUUUUGUGAAUUUAAAUGCCACUGCAGUGCCAUAUUUGUACUCAGUAUACAGUAAACAGUGUAGUGUCUUCCUCUUGUCUGGGGGAAAAUUUGCCUUAAAAAAUUAUUUGUAUUUGUCUGUCGCACAUUUCCCACUCUUUUUGUGUAAAAGAACCGUGUCAUUAAACAGACCUUGCUGUUUAAAGGAAGUGAAUGAAACUGACUGCCCACACCUUCUGCUUUCUUCCUCCCCAUCUUUGUAAGAUAGAUUCUUUUGCCCAAAGGUUACAUGCUCAGAACCCAAGAAUUUGGAGUGUAUGUAAGGGACCUACUCUAGUUCAGUCUCAGUUCUCAUAAAUACAGCUGAAUAUUUAGGGAGGGGGUUAGGGUGUUGGUUUUUAGGGGUUGGUUGUUUGUUUGUUUUUUCAUUUCCAGCUCUGAAGUCUGUUGUCACAAUAUGCAAGAUGCAGGGACCUCUUGCAGAUAGAUUUACAAGCACAGGUCAUUCCAGGACUGAGGGACAUGAUGGGGGGUCCUGGUGAAAUCUAAUGCUGAUGGGCUGGGCUGUCUUUGGAAGCAGAUUAAGGGCAGCUUUCAUUACAGGCAUAGGCAGCCUGUGGUGAAGUGCAUUGGUGAAGAUGCUCCUAGGUCCUUGCAAAGUAAUGUACAAGAGUGGGUCAGAUUUCAUCCUUGCUGAGAACUCAAGCAAUGUAAUUAUGCUGUCCUGCACAAAGCAGGAUUUAGCUUUAUUACUGACUGGCCAAGGUCAUUGGCAGAGUGUUGUCAUUGCACAGAGCAGACAGCUAUUCUUUAUUUCACAGGUAGAGCAGACUCAGGUACGUGAAUGAGUUAAUAGUACAGGUGGAGGCAGGGACUUCUGUGAUCACUAGACCCUGCUGUCCCUCUUGCCUUUCAUUAAGGUUCUGCUUGGCCUCUUACAGAGAGCUAUGUUAUGCUGUAUCAAAAUCAACCUUAAUGAUUUUCCGUUGCAGUUUUAGAAACUUUAUAUUGGCCUUGAAAACAUACCAAUGAAGAACUUGUAGUAGUUUCAUUGUAAUUGGGUAUCUUUUUAAUUUUAAAGUUGCCUGAAGCUAUAUAAGUAAAACUAAAUGUUUGUGUCCAGUAUCCCUCAAGCCUUCCACAGGGGAUUGCAUUUCACCAUGUGUGUUCUAAGACACCAUAGGGUGUGCAGCCCAAAUACUGUGCCGAUGCCAUCUGAAAAAUGUUGUCUUGCAUUGCUAAGAAGUAGGAAAAGAGUGUCUUCUGUGUCAGUCACUGUCAUAUAUGUACAUAUAUAUAUAUUUUAAAAACUUACUCUUUGAGGAUGUAUAUAUUCGUGUAACUUUUGCAUUAAGAUAAUCCAUCUGGACUUUACCAAAAAAAAAAGGAAAAAACAUUCUUAAUGGUGUUAUGUUUUCCCUUCCAGCUAAGGGUGUAUUUAUCUUUGUAUAGGAAUCUAGUUUUUGAGAACACAACUUAAAAGGAGAUUGUGCCUUUCUGUUUGAAUGUUGAUUGGAAAAGUUGUUACCUGCAUUUCUGGGUGUUGUUACGUAUCAUUGUCUAGAGAUCCAAAAAGAGCAACAAGUCUUGUCUUCCUUUUCAUUCUUACUUAUGGGGACCACUGAACUUUAAGGACUACAGCAGUUCAGUAUCUUGUUCCCAAAAGGCAUGCUAAAACUUGGGGUGGCUUGUCUUACUCCAGUUUUCUGGCUUGUAGAACAAGUUUGCCAGGCUGGUUUCUUUGGAAAUUGCUGUAGUAUCACACAGAAAUUGUUUAUGAUGUGUCACUUCUAGUGUGUUAAUAUAGCAUUGCACUGCAUUAUUCAGUGGAAUGUUUGGGAAACAUGCUGAUGAAAUUAAAUAUUUCACUGAAAAUCCUGCAGCUUGAAAAGCUGAAGUUAAAUGUUCAUCUAAUAAGACGGGUAGGGUUUCUUUUCAGUUACAGGUAGAAUUGGAAUUGAUCAUCCUAUUGUAUGCAAUUGUUCUUAACCUUUUAGUUUGAUGUUAGUCAUCCAGGGGCUUUCCUUUCUACUUAGUAUUUAAACAAAUGGAUGUUAUUUCAAAGAUUAAUUCUUACAAAAGUAAAAUCAAUUAAAGUUCUCUUCAAGAGCCAAAUUCUGUUUCCACAUCUGUACAGAAUGGUGACCACUGUAUUGAGUAGUUCUCAGUGCAACUAUUAAUAUAUUUGAACAAAAGAUUUUGAAGAACUCAAAGUAAAUGAAGGCAUGUUGGAAAGAAGGUAAUUUAAAAUUAAACAAAUAAAUAAAAUUCAGAGCUUCAAGUGUCUAACCUCGGCUGAAAUCAGAGUACUGUGUAUUUAAAAUGAUGCCAUUAGUGAUUCUGCUUGAUAGUAAUCUGAAGUUCCUUGUAAGGCAAAUUACCAUUUACCUCUCUGGUACUGGAAAUGGAAAACUGGCACUAAUGCUUUUAAAAGAGAACCUGUGAGUAAUUUUCUUGGCUCUUCUCUGCAGUGACAUAUGCAAAAAAACUGACUGCAUUGCAAUUUUUAAAUAAUUCUGCAUUCCUUCUUCCUACUUUUAAGACAGAUCAGUUUUAUUUACACCACUUCACUUUGAUACAGCUAAUAGGGCCCUUGUAAUAGAUUUAAAAACUGAGUGGAGGAAAGAGAUGACUCUCACUUUAAUUAAUGCUACAGCUUGUUAAUCUUGUGCUCUUUACUUUUAGACAUCUUAGCAAAGACAAAUGGUUUUAGUAGAUAAGGAAAACUAUUAACGAUGAAAAGGAUGGAAGGACACUGAUUGUGGUUUUUAAUGAAUAUUUUAAAUUGCAUAAAUGAAGAAAAAAAAUUAAUGCUGUAUUUUUAAUGUGGUGAUCAAAUUACGAGUACUGUUUUUAACUGUUGCUUAUUGGAAGGUACUUUGCAUAUAAUGCCUGGAACUAAAAUGGUAAGACAAGGGCUUUUCUUGCAGUUCUUACUAGAUCUCCAAUAUUUUUUUAUUAAUACAAGGUUAUAUUACACCCAUGGACUAAAAUAUGGACUGCAGGAACAAUUUCAAUACUGUGCUGGAUUCUGCCUGAAUGUAUCCCAGUACAGGACUGUGGCCUUCAUUUAUGUUUUUUUUUUUCUUUUCCUGAUUUGAGGGGUUUUGUCAACUUGAAAUGGAGAAGUUAUUUAAAUGCUUUAACAGAGAUUGUACGUUGAAAGCCAAUCUUGUCUUAAACUUUUGUAAACUGGAAAUCUUCAAAAAUGUAUUCUGUAUUCCUGAAUAAAAUUGGUGUUUUAAUACUG
Catharus ustulatus (Swainson's thrush) is the source of this 5626-nucleotide messenger RNA. It is a transcript of the gene LDLRAD3, whose product is annotated as low density lipoprotein receptor class A domain containing 3. Gene Ontology annotation, molecular function: protein binding. Gene Ontology annotation, cellular component: plasma membrane. The record is from RefSeq and is a predicted model, not a curated record. Lineage: Eukaryota; Metazoa; Chordata; Aves; Passeriformes; Turdidae. The transcript has 6 exons. Gene Ontology annotation, biological process: receptor-mediated endocytosis. The coding region runs from base 69 to 1118 and encodes 349 amino acids.